AACACAACACCACAAUGUAUGCAGAUUGAAACUUUCAUGUGACCUUUGGCGCUUGGGAAUGGACGUUGUUGCGGGAAGGGCACCGAGUAGCACAAGCGCCAGUGGCAGUACUGGUGCCCCCUUGGCAUAUGUGCGUGCUGGGGGUAUGGCGUGGACAAUCGGGGGGUGGCAUCGGGCUGAUUGUCGGCACCAGGCGGCGGAGCAGGCGCCGGCUUGGGGGUGUGUCGCGGGACCGUUUCCCGCGGCGGCCCGGCGAGCCCGGCGGAGAGCCCACAAGGAAGUUAUCAGCGUACCAAGGGCGAGGGGAAGCGGUGUUGGUGGUGGAGGUGAUGGAGAGCCUGAUGACGGGCCAGGAGGCGGGCCUUUGCAGCGUUUAAGACAACCGGUGGCGGGAGGGAAACGGCGACGAUUCCGGUUCUGGAUUGACUACCAGGCUUUCAGCAGUGCAGGCUCUGCGGAGCUCAUUGAGAGGGCGCUGGUGGCUGUGGGCGGCGUGCGGGCUGGCGGGCCGCCCAAGCUGGACGCAGCCACGGGCGCCAAGCGCGAUGAUGGCGUGUACGGCUACAUGCACAUGGACAGCUGGGACCUGCUGUGGAGCGUGACGGCCAAGGCGGCGCUGGCGGCGGACCUGCUGCGGCACCACCAGAUGCUAGCCAUCGUGCCGGGGCUGCUGGCGGUGAGCCGCAAGACGACGCUCGUACGGAGCUUGCGGGACAUGUUCGGGGAUGCGGCGUGGGGCAUCGUGCCCAGGUCGUACAAGCUGCCUGACGAGCUGGACGAGUGGGGGCAGUGGGUGGCAGACAACCCGGGCGCGGACACGGGCAUGUGGAUGCUCAAGAACAACAAGCAGCGCGGCACGGGCUUGCGGCUGGUGCGGACCAGCGAGGCCUUCACAGCGUGCUUCGAGACCGUGUCGCGGCCCGACCUGCCGCCCGGUAUGCGGCUGUACCGCUGGUACCUCGCCCAGCAGUAUAUCACGCGCCCCAUGCUCAUAGAUGGGCGCAAGUUCGGCGUGCGGGUGUGGGUGCUCGUGUCUGACGUGGCGCCGCUGCGGCUGUACAUACACGGUCGCGGCCUGGUGCUGUUCAGCUCUCACAGGUACGACUCCGAACUGGUGGCGGGCGCUGAUGGGUCGGGACCGGCUCCCGGCCACGUGACUAACUACGCGCAGAAUGAGAAUGGCGACGUGUGGAGCCUGGAGCAACUGGCGGGGCAUGUCGGGGCGCGGGCCUUCAGCAAGCUGUGGGCAGACAUGUGCCGCGGCGCCGCCAUGGCCUUUGCCGCGGCGCUGCCGCGGUGUGCGGAGGUGAUGGAGGGCGUGCGGCCGCCGGCGCACUCGUGCUUCCAGUUCUUCGGCCUCGACUUCUUGGUGGACGCCGCGGCCAGGCCCUGGCUGCUGGAGGUGAACGCGACGCCGUCUAUGAAGGUGGAGCACGAGGACGCGGGUGUGGCGGCGCUGAUCGGCGCUCAGAAGUGGCCGGCGGUCCGCGACAUGGUGGCGCUGGUCGGCAUCUCGCCACAGCGCUUCGAGGAGGGCGCGGCGGGCAGCCGCGGCGCGCCGGACCGCUCCACGCCCGCCUACGCACUGGAGGAGCUGCGGCGCCGCGGCGGUUUCGUGCCGCUGCUGCACCUGCUGCCUCACCCCGCCGCCUCCACCACGCCGGAGGCGGCGGCCGCUGCGGGCCUGCUGCGGCCGCUGCCCUGGAGCCGAGCGGACCGGGUGCUGCGGGACUGGUGCAAGGGCAGUCGGGAGUACCAGGCGGCAGCGGCGGAGGUGCCGGCGCUGGGUGGCGAGGCGGCGCUGGUGGCGGCGUGAGGCGGCGAGGGUUGAGGGGCGGCGUGAGGCGGCGAGGGUUGAGGGGCGGCGUGAGUGGUGGGGAGAUGCGAGGUGGCUGCGUCGUGGCUGAAUGGUUGCUUGUGGCUGCUAGUACAGGCGGUGGUGUGCAAUGCGGCGGGUGAGGCGCAGGGCGGCGUAGUCUCAAUGGUGUGCAUCGUAUUCCCAGACGGCCAGACCCCAGCAUGCAGUUGUCAAGAUGCUUGAAGGAAACGAAUGCGCACAAUGCCCGAGGAGGGUGUCGGAGCUAGCAGGUGUUCGGUGCCGAGACAUGCGUGUCAAGCCGCAUCGUGUUUGAUGGAUAGCUGCCAGAUUAUUGUAGCUAUCAGGGGAACUAUCGGAAGGGGAAGUGGUGCUU
Messenger RNA from Chlamydomonas reinhardtii, 2192 nucleotides. RefSeq lists its product as uncharacterized. Gene Ontology annotation, molecular function: tubulin-glutamic acid ligase activity; tubulin binding. NCBI's taxonomy places the organism in Eukaryota, Viridiplantae, Chlorophyta, Chlorophyceae, Chlamydomonadales, Chlamydomonadaceae. Gene Ontology annotation, biological process: microtubule cytoskeleton organization; protein polyglutamylation. The coding region runs from base 146 to 1816 and encodes 556 amino acids. Gene Ontology annotation, cellular component: cilium. The transcript is spliced from 13 exons. The record is from RefSeq and is a predicted model, not a curated record.